This is a messenger RNA of Desarmillaria tabescens, 609 nucleotides long. RefSeq lists its product as uncharacterized. The transcript has a single exon. Bases 1 to 609 code for a protein of 202 amino acids. The record is from RefSeq and is a predicted model, not a curated record. Lineage: Eukaryota; Fungi; Basidiomycota; Agaricomycetes; Agaricales; Physalacriaceae.
AUGGACAACCUCUUUGAACAUGCUAGACAGUGGAGAAUACACCCAGUUGGUAUCAUAGGAGUAGAUCACGAGAUGGUAUCCAUGCAAAUCGCUUAUGAGGAAGCUCCGCUCAUUGGAAAGGGCAGGUGGGCAUGCCCUGAUUUUGUCCUAAAAGAUCAUCAACUGUCCAUCAAAGUCAAGGAACUUGGACUGAACGCUCAACAGGAAAUUGACACAAUAAGACGAGCAGGUAGAAUUCAAGAUAUGAAUCCUCAGAGAACAUAUCAUAAAUUCAUCACAGAGGCAAUGAAUCAAGCUAAAGAAAGAGAACAAAUAAUUAAAGCCCAGAACCAGUUGAAAGAAUCAACCCUCAGCAAAGCCAUUGAUGCCACCUCUAAGGACCAGUCACUGAGCAACAUGGAAAGAUCCAAUAAACUGGGCAAACUUAAGUCAGAACUUAAGAGCCUAAAACAGGAUAGGCAUGAAAAUUCAUGCAGGUUCAUCACAGCAAAGAACCACUUAGAAGAGGAGACAGUAUCGAAAUACUAUUUCCAAGUGAAUAAGGAAUCUAAGCCAAGAGACAUUAUACAUGCUCUUGAAAUUCCCAAUCCACUGAGGAACCAGACUUAG